AUGGGCCUGAUCAAUCAAAGCGUAAUGCGGGCUGUACUGAGCAGUCUUCUGCUCCGACCAGUACUCGGAGUCCCAAAUCUGUCUCAGAUCUUCGGGCGAGAUGCCGCAUCAACUACUACCGCAGCCGCCAACGCAGCAACAACCUGUAACGGCCGAACGGAGUACUGUACGCGCCCCUACUCGAACAUCACAUUCAUAGGCUCGCACGACUCAGCCUUUGUCGGAUCUCUCCCUCAGCAGAACCAGAACAUCAACAUCACUGCGCAGCUCGACAUGGGUAUUCGUUAUCUGCAGGCGCAAACACACAAGUCGCUGCUCGACGACAGCGUCUUAGAGCUUUGCCACACGUCAUGUCUGCUCGAGGACGCAGGAUCACUUGAGGCAUAUCUUGCUACUAUCAAGGGCUGGCUAGACGACAAUCCCAACGAAGUGGUGACGGUCCUGCUGACGAACGGGGAUUCGUUAGAUAUUUCUAUCUUCGGGAGCACGUUUGUCAGCGCUGGGAUUGAUACUUAUGCAUUUGUGCCUUCUUCUGAGCCCUUGGCGUACGCCGACUGGCCUACGCUUGGCGAUCUGAUUGACAGCGGAAAGAGACUAGUUGCAUUCCUCGACUACGGUGCCAAUACAAGUAAAGUAGAUUACAUCCUCGAUGAAUUCGCUUACUAUUUCGAAACACCAUACGAUGUCACAGACUCUACCUUUUCAAACUGCAGUAUUGAUCGACCUGCUGGCGUCUCCGCCUCGGGACGAAUGUACCUCGUCAAUCACUACCUAGACCUGGAUAUCUUUGGUAUUGAUAUUCCAGCCCGCGAAGCAGCAGCUACCACGAACGCUGCGACGGGAGAUGGUAGUCUGGGAGCUCAGGCAACGGAGUGUGAGGCGCUGUGGGAUCACGUUCCGAAUGUGAUGUUGGCGGAUUUUGUGGACAAGGGGCAGGUCAUUGAAGCACAGAACGACUUAAAUGGGUUUACCUCGUAA
Molecule: messenger RNA, 978 nt
Organism: Penicillium verhagenii
Lineage: Eukaryota; Fungi; Ascomycota; Eurotiomycetes; Eurotiales; Aspergillaceae
Exons: 2
Coding region: 1-978 (325 amino acids)
Biological process (GO): lipid metabolic process
Molecular function (GO): phosphoric diester hydrolase activity
Source: RefSeq, a predicted model, not a curated record